Molecule: messenger RNA, 813 nt
Organism: Mucor mucedo
Lineage: Eukaryota; Fungi; Mucoromycota; Mucoromycetes; Mucorales; Mucoraceae
Exons: 4
Coding region: 59-544 (161 amino acids)
Source: RefSeq, a predicted model, not a curated record
GUUCCUUUUUUCUUUCUUGAAUACACUAUCUUUUCUUCCCCUAUUUUAUACAACAUAGAUGACCCAAUAUUCUGCUUUUUUUUAUGGCUCACUCAUGUCAAAGGUCGUACUUUCAAGAGUUUUAUGCGGAACUAAAGUUUCUCAGCAUGAUGAAAGUCUUAAAAUGAAUUCUGUAAAGCUUGUGCCUGCCACUUUGAAGGGGUAUACAAGAUCAUCGUUAAAAGGCGAAGAAUACCCUGCCAUCACUCAGACUGAGGGUCAAGGCAAAGUAGAAGGUGUCCUUGCACAAGGUCUCACAGAGACAGAUAUCAAAGCCCUUGAUAUAUUUGAAGGCGAUUGGUAUCAACGCAUCCCGGUUCAAGUAACAUCCGAUGAAAAUGGUACCACAUUUGACACCAACGUUUAUCUUUAUGUGGGGGACAUGCAGCUACUUACCGGAACUGACUGGAGUUUCCAGCAGUUUCUGGAAUCCGGCAAAGAGCAAAAAUGGUUAGAUGAUCGCUGUGAUUUUUUUGACGUUGAUAACUUUCAUCAUGCCUCUUAAAUUAUAUUUUGGCCGAGAAUUAGGGAUCGUAGUACUGACUGAGAAAAUCAAGUUAAUCAUGUCAAUAAAUAAAAAAGAUCUUCUUGAGUGGGUGACCAAUACGGGUCAUCCAGCCCAGAAAAAGUCACUUAAAUAUGACCAGCGGUUUACAUCAUUUGAUUGACAAUGAGGAAUGCUGCAAGUAUGUACAUUGGAGCUGGUGUCGUGUUUUCAGUGUUACACGAAACACUCAAGCAAAUCAUGCAUACCUUUUUUUUUUUAAAAAAAAA